AUGUCCUCCAAAGCAGGAAGCGUGGAGACCAUGUUGGAGGCCAUCCAGGGCAAGUUGGAGGCUCUGCAUGCAGAUAUCAAGAAGUUUGCUUCCCAUAGUGUUUCCUUCCACAAUGGAGAAAGCUCUUUCUCCCGCUCGACCCCCGUUCGGCAACUCUCAAACGGAAAUAUAAUCUUGCACACGCCAAAGAUCCCUAUUGGGCGUGCAUCGCGCUUAUGUGCGUCAAACUUUGCCGAAACAGUAACUCCAACGGGCACCACAUCUCCCUCUUUUCUUCCUGUUAUAUCAGGCGGCGGCAGCGGCAGCGGCAGCGGAGGCGGAGGAGGAGGAGGAGGAGGAGGAACUGGACGCGCCGGAUUUCAAGAAAAAUCGAUUUCUGUGGAGUCGCCGGAUUCUCUACAUAAUCGACGAAGGGCAGAAGCGGCAAAGCAGAAGCUGCGGGAGUUUGUGAAACCAAUGAUAUCACCUCCAGAGGAAAAGAACGUCCCAGAGCUGCGCAGUGCCCCUUGUGCGUGGCUGCUAAGCAUUGCAAUCGCCUGCAGCUACAUUUCUGGCGAACGCAUCACCAUUGAAGACAUUCUUCGACAAAAUCGUCUUGGGCUUCACUACGUUUCUUUCCCUUCUGUGACGCUUGCGGAGCUUUUUGACGUUACAAGUGAGUUUCUCACGAACCACCCCAAGUUGCGGGAAAUGCGUCUUCGCUGUGAGGUGGCAACCUUUGACACCGAGACGCGGGAUGAGCUGGGAGACUUCAUGGGCAUGGGAGAACGCCUGCCCAUCAUGACCCUCUCCCAGUUUCGCAAGGAUCUCUCCAAGAAUGACCCGCAGUCUAUAUGUAUUGUGAACUUUGAUCCCUACCUGAUUGAGCAACACGAAAUACGCAUGCGACUUAAUUACAUGGAAUUAAAUGACUCAGAGCAUCCGCUGGAAACAGUUACUCCACGGUGGCCCAGAAACAAUCAAGGUACGUUUGGUUUGAUUCUUAGCUUUAGCCCCGCUUUGCACUCUGUUGUCGUAGGUACGCCAAUCUUAUUGGAGGAUGGCCGUAUCGUGAUUGAAGAACACACCGUCCCUCUACAAGUCCUCUAUAAGGCUCUCUGCGUCAAGGAUAACUACUGUAAUCGUUCUCGGGGCUUUGUGCGUCUAUUUUUCAGUGAUCAGUUUAUUGAAAAGGUUCCGUCUAUCUUUCCUCUAAAUCUCCUUGACGGCUCUCUUGCUGGCGGUAUGCUGUCCACGGCGCUUGACACGUCCAUUGCUCCCCAUAUUCUUGGGAUGUCGCUUAUGCACCACCUCGUGGUCAACGUGCUUCUUGACGAGGCGGAGCGACGGCGACAAAAUGCCGCAGAUUUCCACGGCGUGGUGUUGCGAGGUAUUCCUGUCACAAUGGUUUGCCAGCAGCUUGACUUGUGUAUCACGACCAUUGUUGGUGGGAGCAAAAGGGUUUCCGUUGCUUCUGCGUUUAGCUGGUAUCGCGUCCUUUUGCAGAAGUUAAAGCUUGAAAAAACUAUAGCAACUGGGAUUGUGCUUGUAGAACGUCGUGGCGGGGAUGAAGAUGGACCAGUAAAUAUUGCGGAUGAUGUCUUUAUGAAGCAUAUCGAGCUUGCUGUGGAAAGUGGGAGUGUGUUGCUUAUCGGGUUUGACGUAAACAUUGCCCUCAAUGUCAAGGUGGACAACCGACCUGAACCGUGCCAUUUUGCCAUUGCUAUUGGCAUAGAUCAGCAACGUGGCAUAGUGAGGUUGGCCGACGUGAACGUGAAAAAGUACCGUAAGACCUGGCACCUACCGGUCACUAGGCUCUACUCCGCCGUCAUUGGCUACGGCUAUAUUUUGGCAGCCAAGUCGCAGAAAAUCAUUGACGAGCUGAACGCCGCGGGGUUUGAGAAGACUGUCCUGAGUGAAGCUCGCUAUUCACUUCCACCGAUGCAGCGGAUGCUGCGCUUUGAGUAUCCGGCCAAAAAUUACGUUGUCACCGUCCUCGCUGACGCUUUUGACCGUCUUGGAUUUAAGGCAGAUGUGAAGAGGGUCGUGAAUUACAGCGGAUUCCAUCUCUCCUUUAUGCUCUCGGCGCAUUUGCCUUUAGAAAACGCGGCCACUGUGGCACGCAACUACUCUCACACGCACGCGGAAGACGGCGUGAGUGUUGUUACGAGGCACAUGGACAAGGAGGCGCCGCAUUCCACCACCAGUGGCCUGCAGCAACAAAUCCGAGCUGCGGUACAGUCCCCAAAGUCACGUUGCCUAAUUGUGAAUUUUCAGGCUUCCCUCAUACACUCCAAUAAGGAGGUGUGGAAUGGCAGCGAUGGCGGCUCGUACGCGAUUGUGCUUGACUUCGAUGAGGAAAAAUCGCUUGUGACACUUAGUGACGCUAACCAGGAAUCGUUUUAUAGAACUUGGCUAUGCCCGUUGGAUGUGCUUUUUGAAGCUCUAUCUGCUGUAGACUCGAUCUCCCUACGUGCUAGAGGCACUCUCAUGCUUACUGCUUCCUCGCAGCACGAUAUGUACCUUGAUUGCUAUGGUUAUGAUAUGCGUCAUUCACUUGUGCACCAUCCUUUUAAACCAAGUGUUUGGCCUGCGUUUCAUUGUCUUGCCUUGGUCGCAUCUGAAAUGAGCAGCGGGGACUCGACGAAUGGUCAGUGCCUGCAGUUUUCGGCGGAGGAUUUCCUUUACUCAAUGCCAUCCUUUUCCGUUUACACCGUGCUCGCAAAGGAGUUGGAGAGCGAGCACAUUGUGGCCCUCGCCAACACUGCCUUUGAGCGGCUGGGGAUUGCGCUCGAGGCCAAGGUUGUAGAUGUCGCGGUGGCAGGCUCUUUUUUAAAGGCGUGCUGUGAUGAGAUGGUUAAGGGGAAGCCGGUUACUAUGACGCUGCUGGGAUACGACACACGGCCGAUCCAUAGAGUUGCGGGGUUCUCGUUUGGGGUCAUUAACCGCGUACGCGGAACAGGAAAUGAGGGAACCAUACAACUGGUGGAGGGCAAUGGCUGUGCCUUUGGGUCUGUCUGGGAGCGUCCAGCGCAGGAGCUACAGCAUGCGGUGACAGCAAUGGUGAGGAUUAUGCGGCGUUGA
Molecule: messenger RNA, 3063 nt
Organism: Trypanosoma conorhini
Lineage: Eukaryota; Euglenozoa; Kinetoplastea; Trypanosomatida; Trypanosomatidae
Exons: 1
Coding region: 1-3063 (1020 amino acids)
Source: RefSeq, a predicted model, not a curated record